AUGAGUGCGCAAGCGGACCCCGCGCAGCGAGUCGCGAUAGGCAUAUCCUUUGGCAACUCGUACAGUUCCAUUGCUUUCACUUCGGGUGAAGGCAAAGCAGAGGUCAUCGCCAACGAAGACGGAGACCGUCAAAUUCCUACCGCCCUGUCCUACGUCGAAGGAGAAGAACUACACGGAGGCCAGGCCAAGACCCAAUUCGUCCGCAAUGCGAAGAACACAGUCGCCUACUUCCGCGACUUCCUCGGCCAAGACUACAAAUCGAUAGACCCCUCCCCAUGCCACCAGUCGGCCCAUCCCGUACAGCACGAGGACGGCGUUGCAUUCAACAUCCGCGAUACCGCCGACGAGCAGGAGAACACCGUAUCCGUUAUCGAUGCCACAACACGUCACCUGAAGAGACUACGGAGUUCUGCCUCUGACUACCUUGGAAAGGAGGUCAACGCCGCCGUCAUCACCGUACCCACAAACUUCAGUGAUGCCCAGAAGGAGGCCCUCAAGAAGGCGUCGACAAACGCUGGCAUCGAGGUCCUACAGUUCAUCCACGAGCCCACAGCUGCUGUCCUAGCAUACGAUGCCCGUCCUGGUGCGCAGUUGGCUGACAAGAUCAUCGUCGUCGCCGAUCUGGGAGGCACCCGUUCGGACGUGGCUGUGGUUGCGUCCCGUGGCGGCAUCUACACCAUCCUGGCCACUCUACACGACUACGAUGUCAGUGGCUCCAAGCUCGACCAAGUGCUCAUGGAACAUUUCGCCAAGGAGUUCCUCAAGAAGCACAAGUCGGCCGGUGACCCUCGGGAAAACGACCGAUCGUUGGCCAAGUUGAAGCUUGAGUGCGAAGCUGUCAAGAAGGCGCUUUCCAUUGGUACCACCGCCAACUUCUCCGUCGAGAGCUUAGUAGGCGGCACCGACUUCACCGCGACCAUCAACCGCACCCGCUACGAUCUCCUGGGAAGCAAGUUGUUCUCUGCCUUUACUCGUCUUGUCACUCAAGCUGUGGAGAAGGCCAACUUGGAUCCUCUCGACAUCUCCGAGAUUAUCUUGGCUGGCGGUAACUCUCACACUCCCAAGGUCGCUUCUGCGGUACGCUCAGCCUUCCCGGAAUCCACCACCGUCCUCGCACCUUCCACAUCCCCAUCAGCCAUCAACCCCUCGGAAUUGUCAGCCCGUGGUGCUGCUAUCCAAGCCAGCCUUAUCCAGGAGUUUGAGCUUGAGGACAUUGAACAAAGCACCCACCCUAUGGUCACUGUCACACCCCACCUUUCCACCGCUGUUGGUGUGCUGUGCAUCUCGGGUGAUGAGUCAUCUGGCGUUUUUCACGCCAUCGUCGACGCGGAGACACAACUACCUGUCCGACGCACUGCGACCAUUGCAACGCCACGAGAGGGAGGUGACGUGCUCAUCAAGCUUGCGGAAGGCUCACGACACAUCAAGGUCACAAAGCCAGAGCCCAAGCCCAAGGCUGAAAAAGACGAGGAUGAUUCGGAUGACAGCGACGACGACAGCGAGGAAGAGGAAGAGGAGCUACGGGAGAAGACAUGGAAGGUUGGACAAGUGCUGAGCGAAGCUGCAGUUCGUGGUGUCAAGAAGGGAGGAAAGGUCGAGGUCCAGAUCAACAUCGGUGCCGACCUGAGCAUAAAUGCCAUCAUUCGCGAAGUAGGUGGCAAGGGCGGUAUUCGUGGUCUUAUUCAGGGACGCAAGGUCAACGGCAGCGCCUAG
Messenger RNA from Alternaria incomplexa, 1713 nucleotides. RefSeq lists its product as uncharacterized. NCBI's taxonomy places the organism in Eukaryota, Fungi, Ascomycota, Dothideomycetes, Pleosporales, Pleosporaceae. The record is from RefSeq and is a predicted model, not a curated record. Gene Ontology annotation, cellular component: nucleus; cytosol. The coding region runs from base 1 to 1713 and encodes 570 amino acids. Gene Ontology annotation, molecular function: ATP binding; ATP-dependent protein folding chaperone. The transcript has 4 exons. Gene Ontology annotation, biological process: protein folding.